Molecule: messenger RNA, 822 nt
Organism: Pyricularia pennisetigena
Lineage: Eukaryota; Fungi; Ascomycota; Sordariomycetes; Magnaporthales; Pyriculariaceae
Exons: 2
Coding region: 1-822 (273 amino acids)
Biological process (GO): maturation of SSU-rRNA from tricistronic rRNA transcript (SSU-rRNA, 5.8S rRNA, LSU-rRNA)
Cellular component (GO): nucleolus; preribosome, small subunit precursor
Source: RefSeq, a predicted model, not a curated record
AUGGGCAUCAAACGACCUCAUGCGUCAGUUGACGACAUUCAUCCCGACCGUGCAAGCCGCAUAGAAGGCGGCCCCGCACAAAAAAAGUACAAACAAGCACGGAAGAAUCAAGUAGACGCCGAUGGCUCGCUGGCGGCGGUCAAAAAGCGGGCGAGGAACAUCGAGCGCGCCCUGUCGAGGCAGAGCGCCUCGGAGAUGCCGCCCACCGUGCGCGCAGAGCUGGAGCGCGAGAUGUCUGCCCUCAAGUACAGGAUAGAGAGCCACCAGGAGAAGAAGCAUAGAAGCCACAUGAUUGGAAAAUACCACAUGGUCCGGUUUUUUGAGCGCAAGAAGGCACAAAAGCUCGUCAAGUAUGUGCGCAAGAAGCUUGACCAGGCCGAAGAUCCGGAGCAGAUUACCGAACUGAAGAAGGACCUGCACACGGCCGAAGUCGAUGUUAACUACGCCAUCUACUUUCCAUUCCUCGAGCGAUACGUCAGUCUGUAUCCAAACACGGACAAGUCAGAGAACCAGUCGGACGCGAAAUUGGCCCUGCUGCGGUCAGAAAGACAUCCCAUUUGGACCGAGAUUGAGCGGGCUAUGGAGUCUGGACCGAGUGCACUGCACCAGCUGCAAAAUCGCAAAUCAGCCAAAACCGCCACCAAGGCAACCAAAACCAAAGCCAACACCGCCAGCAAAUCUCGUGCGGAAAAAAUGUCGGGAGAGGCGUCCGACAAGAAGGGCAAGACAACUGUUACCAAGAAUUCUAAACAGUCUUCAGAAGCCCAGUUAGAUGAGAAGGAUGAAGAUGGGGAUGAGAGUGACACGGGAUUCUUCAAUUAG